This is a messenger RNA of Giardia duodenalis, 1713 nucleotides long. Its product is annotated as DinF protein. The record is from RefSeq and is a predicted model, not a curated record. Lineage: Eukaryota; Fornicata; Diplomonadida; Hexamitidae. Bases 1 to 1713 code for a protein of 570 amino acids. The transcript has a single exon.
AUGGCAGACGACUACGACAGCUCCGAUGAUGCUAGCUCUGACUUUUCAUCUUCAGUGGCAUCCAGCAUGGUCGAUGGGAAAAUCUUCCAACUAUCCACCCAGCCUGUGCACAGUCUUCUCUGGAGGCAUGCUGGCGCUUCUAUUGUUAGCUCCCUCCUCGCCGUUGUAGCGAAGAUGGUUAUUUACGUUCAGGUGUUUCAUUAUUCAGGCUUUCGAUCCACUUCCCUUUUUGCAACAUAUCAACCGAUUAUUUCUCUCCUUUGCCAGCACCCUAUCCUUGCCCUCGCCAAAGCAUCGGCCAGAUUUGCGGGGCGUGCACUGGGGCAAAUGCAAAUUCAAAUCGCCAACGUUUACUACUCUCAUUACUUCUUUAUGGCGGCGAUAUGGGCUCUCCUUAUUCCCUUGCUCUUCACUAGCUGGUAUCAAUCCCUUGCUUGUUUUGUAACGAUGUCUGCAACAUCUGCAAUAAGCUUCUCUACGCCUUACUUCGCCCUGAUGACAGGCAUGUCCACGCUCUUCAAUGUCGUGACUAUAGGUAUGUCUCCAUUUGUUCGUCUGGAGAAUCGUACCUUUGUAGAUAUUGUACGCAGUGGGCUGCUUUCUGUGCUUUCUGUACUCUUUUGUUCCAUAUCGUAUUAUAUAGCGUAUAUGUACGGAGCAACGGCCAACGAAGGAGGGUUGAUAGCGGCUGGAACCGGAAACAUAAUAGCUCAUCUGUUCGUGUCCAUCUGGUUGACAAUGCUCGUCUUCCGGAAGACGGUUCUUCAAGUAGCCUUGAAAGGUGGGCUCAAGUUUUCUACAAAGCGGCUGUUCCCACUAAAUGGUCGCAUAUUACUAAAGGUCUUCCUUAUCGGGAUGCUGCACUGGUUUCUUGAAUCCAUAGAUGAUGUGUUAGUAGCACUGGUCAACAUACUCUACGGCAUUAAGUACACAGACCGUACCUCUAUGCAUGCUCGGCGUAUAGCGUUUUAUAACUAUCUACUCAUGCGUGAGGCAGCCAAUGUCAUCAACAAUGGGCUACUAUCAGGAUUUGCAAUCACUACAAACUAUAACUUAGUACUCAGAAAGUACUCGCGUAUGUACAAGGCCAUGUUGUUUGCAUUCAUGUUUAUGACCAUAGCGAGCACGCUUGUAUGCGUUAUCUUGGGGCCCCUUGCUGAGCCUCUGCUCUUGGCUGUCCAACCUCUAAUUCGCAAGCCCACUGACGACGUGAUCCUUCUCCAGAAGUAUCUCAAGCAAACAGGAAAGCUUGCUUUCAUUACUCCUCCCCUCAUGCCGGCGUACUGCAUCAUGACUGUGCUUGCUCAGCUUGAGGGUCGCUCACUACUGAGCAUCCUACUGCCACUACCCAGGACUGUGACAACCAUAGUCAUACUCAUCAUUACAGCGUCAGUGAACGGAGACCAGGGCGACUACCUAUUUCCAUUUCCAAUCGGAGACGCCAUUUCAGCGAUCAUUGGGAUCUGUAUGUUUGCUUAUAGUGUGUGCCGGUAUAAGAUACUGAGUCGAAUGAGUGAUCCAAACGUUGCACAAAUCGAGGAUAGCAGGAAAACAGCGGCUACAGGCAAGCAACUUUCUGAGGCUAAGCCCAUGGAGCACAUGCUUGGAAGCGGAAGCUCACUGGGAGAAAGCGGGACAGUUGGCUCUGGCAGCACCAGCGGUAACAGUACACCUAGGGGACGGGGCUGGGAAUCCUCUAGUAAUCCAGAAUAA